GACCCUUACUGCUGCCACCAGUGGGGCCCUGCGGAGGAGCUGAGCCAGCUGACCCUCCCUGCCCACCGCACCAUGAACCCCUGCCCUCUGUACGAUGCCAACAGCGGCACCGUUUUCCUCUUCUGCAUCUGCGUGCGGCGCCGCGUCUCCGAGUGGCAUCAGAUCUUGGUGGGACGCAGCGCGGCGCGGCUCUGCUGCUCCUCCAGCCCGGACGGCGGCCUCACCUGGAGCCCCCUGCGCGAUCUCACCCACGAAGCCAUCGCCUCCGACCUGCCCUACUGGGCCACUUUCGCCGUGGGGCCGGGCCAUGGGGUGCAGCUGGACUCGGGUCGCCUGGCCGUGCCGGCCGACGACGGCGGACGGAGUUGGCAGAAAGGUUCCCUGCUGCGGGGCAUGAGGACCGGAGAGUGCCAGGUGGCUGAGAUCGCUGCCGAGGAUGGAGGGAGGCUGCUUUACUGCAGUGCCCGUCGGCCGUGCCGCUGCCGGGCCGUGGCCGUCAGUGCUGACCGUGGGCAACGGUUCGGCCUCCCGGCGAGGAGCCCGGCGUUGUGCGAACCACCGCAGGGCUGCCAGGGCAGCGUGGUCAGCUUUGUGCCCAGCACCAUUGGGUGUCCUGUAGGCACCGCUGAGAGCCGCAGCAGGGACACCCGACGUUGGCUGCUCUGCUCUGACUCAACCAACCAGCGCCUGCGAUGCCGUUCAGGCAAUGAGAGUCCCAGCAGGGACACCCAGCGUUGUCUGUUCUGUGCCACCAGCCCUGAAAGUCCCAGCAGGGACACCCAACUCUGCUACCAUCCAACCAACCAGCAACAACACUGUGAUUUAGGGCUCCACGUCCAUACCACACCGCCCAGUGAGUGUCCUACAGGCACCGCCAGCACCGAGAGCCCCAAUGGGGACACCCAGCAUCGGCUGCUCUGCUCCAACCCCACCAACCAGCUCCAGCAAUGUGAUUUAGGGACUGAGAGCCCCAAUGGGGACACCCAGUGUCAGCUGCUCUGCUCCAACCCCACCAACCAGCUCCAGCAGUGUGAUUUAGGGACUGAGAGCCCCAAUGGGGACACCCAGCGUUGGCUGCUCUACUCCCACCCCACCAACCGGCGCCACCGGCGCGAUUUAGGGCUCUACGUCAAUACGGCGCCGCCCAACGAGGGGGGCUGGCGGCACCCAAGGGUGCUGCAGGAGGGACCUUGUGGGUAUUCUGACCUGGCCGUGUGCCCCGAUGGGGUCUUUGGGUGCCUGUUUGAGUGCGGGGAGGUCAGCGGCUGCGAGGAGAUCGCCUUCUGCCUCUUCACAUUGGGCACCGCGGGAGGUGGUGAAGGCAGCGAGAGGCCUUGCCUUGGGAAAGAACCCAUUUUUGGGGUUUUGUCCCCGAAGAGCAGCGGGGAGAAUUCAGAGGAAGAUGUGAGGGAUGCAAACCCAGCGGAGGAGAAGCAGCGUUGCAAGGCUUUUAAUUAAGACUUUCCUGUGAAUUGACUGACGCCCGUCGUCGGGUUGGCGAUGGUGUAGGAAGGAACUGGAUGUGACAGGACGUGAGGGGACAGCAGCACACUGCAGUGCCCAGAUGGAAUUAGAAAUGGACAUUUUAAGGGGGUGGUGGUGGGUUGGGGUUGGACUUGGGGGCUCAGAGAUCUUUUCCGACUUCAGUGAUCCUGUGAUUUUUAGCUGGGGAAAAGCCAAAAUCAGAGAUGAGUUACAAGUUCCUGACUCUUAUUAUGUGCCACCAGAGAAUAUUUCUCCUUUUUUAGAGUUUUUCCCCUGUUUUUUCCAUUGCCUGAUGCCUGCUCAGAGCCCAGCUCUGUCUGUCCAACCACAGGGGCAGACAGGCGGUGCCACAUCCCCAGGCUGGUGAUGGCAGCUCAGCGUGGGCCCACAUCCUUGUGCCAGCAGUGAAUAAAUCUCCAAAAGGAA
This is a messenger RNA of Centrocercus urophasianus (Greater sage-grouse), 1911 nucleotides long. RefSeq names its product sialidase-3-like. Gene Ontology annotation, biological process: oligosaccharide catabolic process; ganglioside catabolic process. The record is from RefSeq and is a predicted model, not a curated record. Lineage: Eukaryota; Metazoa; Chordata; Aves; Galliformes; Phasianidae. The transcript has 2 exons. The coding region runs from base 73 to 1458 and encodes 461 amino acids. Gene Ontology annotation, cellular component: cytoplasm; lysosome; membrane. Gene Ontology annotation, molecular function: exo-alpha-sialidase activity.